AUGACUACUAUUGCUAUCGCAAUUCAGGUCACCUCUAUCUUUGCACAAUGUUUGAAUUUCUUCAGUUAUAUUGGUCCUGACUUUCAAUCACUUUCGGAAGCUCGAGGUGCAGCAGCAGCGGUGUUUCGACUCAUUGACGAGGGAAAUGAUGCAAGUAUCAAUGAAACAGAUGUCUGGAAGGAGAAUGAAGAAGAAAAUUUUGAUAUCAAUGGUGAUAUUGAAUUUGACAAUGUCAACUUUAGUUAUCCAUCUCGAAAAGAUGUACCAGCUCUACGCAAUCUCUCUUUUGUUGCUCGAGCGGGUCAAACAACUGCUCUCAUUGGUUCAAGUGGCUGUGGCAAGUCUUUUCAAAAACAAAAAUGUCGAAAUGAUCUUAUUUGUUUUCUUAAUGCAUUCAUAGGCAAAAGUACAUGCAUAUCACUAUUUCUUCGUUAUUACGAACCUUCAUCGGGACAAAUAAUGAUUCAUGGUCGACCGAUAACAGCAUACAAUGUCAAACAACUUCGACAAAACAUUGGAGUUGUUAGUCAAGAACCCAUUCUGUUUGGUAUGAGUAUUUAUGAAAAUAUUCGUUUUGGUAAAAUAAAUGCAACACGAGCAGAAAUUGAACAAGCAGCGCGAGAAGCAAAUGCACAUAAUUUCAUCAUGAAAUUAGCAAAUAAAUAUGAAACACUUGUUGGUGAACGUGGUAUACACUUGAGUGGGGGUGAAAAACAAUGUAUUGCAUUAGCUCGUGCUCUUGUUAAACAGCCCACUUUCCUUUUACUGGAUGAAACAACAAGUGCGCUUGAUAAUGUCAGUGAAAAAAUUGUUCAAGAAGCACUUGAUCGAGCAUGCAAAGGUCGUACAACUAUUGUUAUUGCUCAUCGUUUAACUUCAAUUCGAAAUGCGCAUCAAAUAUAUGUAUUAAAUAAUGGAAGUGUGAUUGAGCAAGGUACACCUGAAACAUUAAUGACAAAAGAAGGAGGCAAAUAUCAAGCAAUGGUCAAACGUCAACAAAUAGAAAGAAUCUAUCAUGACACAGAUGAUAUAAUGAGCAUACAAAAAGCAACAGAAGAAGAGGAAAAAUCUAUAAUUGAGCGCUCUCGUUUAUUUAGUGAUAGACAAGUGAUUGAUAUGAACAAACAAAGUUCAAAGUCAUUCAAAGAGACAUUUGUCUUACUAAGACUCUUAUCAAUGAAUAGUCCCGAAUGGAUUACCGUAUUGGUUGGUUGUAUAGCAUGUGUAUUGAGUGGUGCAGCUCAAUCAUUAUCUUGGCGUAUUGCUGCAUCAAUAUCAGCUGCUGAAGCAUUUUUUGAUUUAUUUGAUCGAAAACCAGCUGUGGACAAUACGUUUAAUGAAGAACAUGAAUUGGUUAACUUUCGUGGUGAGAUACAAUUUGAUCAAGUUAAAUUCAUCUAUCCAAUUCGACCAACAUCUAUUAUUCUUAACAAAUUUCAAUUGAAUAUCAAACCAAGUCAACGUGUGGCUCUUGUUGGUAUGUUUCAGUUAAAUGUCUCUUUCAGAUACGAGUUACAUAAUAUAAUUCGUAUAGGUGCAUCUGGAUGUGGUAAAUCAACUAUAAUACAACUAUUAGAACGAUUCUAUGAUGUUACUAGUGGUCGACUACUGCUUGAUGGCCUUGAUAUUCGACAAUUAAACAUUCAUGGGGUUCGUUCUCAUUUUGGUCUUGUCAGUCAAGAACCAAUUUUGUUCGAUUUAACCGUUGCUGAAAACAUAGCAUAUGGCUUAGAAAAUGUGUCAAUAGAAGACAUUAUUGAUGCAGCAAGUAAAGCUAAUAUUCAUCGAUUUAUUGACCAAUUGCCUCAGGGUUAUGAAACGAAAGUAGGAUUGAAAGGUAGUCUUCUGUCAGGUGGUGAGAAGCAGCGUAUUGCAAUUGCUCGAGUACUUCUGCGUCGACCUAAAGUAUUGCUUUUGGAUGAAGCUACCAGUGCCAUGGAUUCACAAAAUGAACAAAUUGUACAAGAAGCACUUGAACAAGCUCAAAUGGAAGAUCCAAGUCGAACAUCGCUCAUUAUUGCACAUCGUCUUUCAACUAUUCGUUCAUGUGAUUUGAUUUGUGUGCUUGACAAUGGACGUAUAGUGGAAAGUGGUACUCAUACAGAAUUGAUACAGCGACGUGGAGCUUAUUAUAAAAUGCUUGCUCAAACAAUUUACGAUGAUCAGUAG
Rotaria sp. Silwood1 is the source of this 2169-nucleotide messenger RNA. The record is from the annotation of a GenBank genome assembly. NCBI's taxonomy places the organism in Eukaryota, Metazoa, Rotifera, Eurotatoria, Philodinida, Philodinidae.